Messenger RNA from Aspergillus affinis, 3165 nucleotides. RefSeq names its product exoribonuclease II. Gene Ontology annotation, molecular function: 3'-5'-RNA exonuclease activity; RNA binding. NCBI's taxonomy places the organism in Eukaryota, Fungi, Ascomycota, Eurotiomycetes, Eurotiales, Aspergillaceae. Bases 1 to 3165 code for a protein of 1054 amino acids. Gene Ontology annotation, cellular component: P-body; exosome (RNase complex). Gene Ontology annotation, biological process: mRNA catabolic process. The record is from RefSeq and is a predicted model, not a curated record. The transcript is spliced from 3 exons.
AUGCACGAAGGCUCGAGAAUGACCUUGAAUCUGUUGAGGAGCCGAACCUCCCCAGGAGUGGCCAGGGUCAACUGCUCAGCGCGACUUAGCAGAUCCGUCUUUUCGAUCUCUCGCUUCAAUCCCUCAUACUCCAACACACGUUUGCUUGUAUCGCGGCCGCCAUCCCGGCGAUAUCUAAGCAGCGAUGCGAAUGGCUCUUCUGCAACCCCGGAUAGCCCUGAAUCGUUGGCCUCGAUCGAUGACAUCCGCCUCAAAACAGAGUUCGAGGAGAACAAAGACAUCCGAGACUACUUGCGCAAAUGGCAGAACAACAACUUGAAUCUCCUGGAUCCGAUCAAGGGCCCUCAAACUACAAAUAUCCCGGGACAGGCGAGUUGGAUCGGCAACAUGCAGAGCGAUGCGACGGAAGCCAACGAUUAUGGUAGCGAAGCGUUGCGAGAAGCCGAUCAGGACACUGGAGAAUUCGACAACCUCGCUGAUGAGGGGGAUGGUGCGCACGACUUCCUGGAAGCUGGAGACUUGGUGGCGUUAGCAGCCCCCGACGGUAUGAUGUCUUUCUCCAUCUAUGUGCGAUCGGUAUUCAAACAGCAACAGUUUUACACGACAAGGGGGAAAUGGCGCGUUGCCUACGACAGGGAUAUUGAAUAUGUGAAGAAGGGGUUUGCUCCUAGGGAGUUGGUGGACCCGCUUUAUCCCCAUUUCCCUGACACCAUUGCACAAUUGAGCCCGCACCUGCAGUCAACGAUUGAGGGUGGUGUGCCGAGACCCGUCGGGGCUCCCCUUGUGAACAUGUUGAACGCUUUUGAUGAAGAGGCACAGGAAAUCUUCCGGAACAAUGCGAAUGAAUUGAGCAACAUGCAUGACAUUGUGGCGGAUGAAAACGAUCUACUGGAGUUCACCCGGGAGGAACUGGCAUGCAAGACCUUGAACCUUGAGAAAGAACAGCUGACUCCUGCCAUUCUUUGUGCCGUUCACCUCGCCACCCGCCGAAAUCAAUUUCUCAUUGAGAAGGAUCGCAGCUCGCCGUUCUCCGAUCAAUAUCUGGUUCUGCCGAAACGUGUCGCUCAAAUUGUGCAAACCGUGACCAACUGGGUGCGUGAACAUCAGAAACAAAUCGUUCAGAGUGGAGGCAAAGCGGUACUUGGGGUUUCAGGAGACAAUCGAUCGCCUUAUUUGUCUGACUUUGUCCAAAAAGCCCGUCGUCUCAUACAGCACAGCCGAAAGAUACGCUCUCCCACAACAAUGGCCUCGGUCGGUCCAACGACACAUCGGUUCCAGCCUGGCGAGGGUGGGACGUCUAUGACUGUCCGCACAGUUCAGAGAGCGCACACAGAGUCAUUCAAUGCCAACGACCGUAUCAUAAUCGAAUUCCUCAAAUCGUGGGCCAUAUCCGGUCAAAUGACAUCUGGAACUUUGCGAUCUGCUGGGUCGCAUAUUAUGCGUGCCACUGGAAUGUAUGCGUUACUAGAUCUUUCAGCCGCAACCGUUCCGCUAUUUCUGCAAGAAAUAGGAGCCAUUGCCCCCUGGGAGAACCUACGAUUGCUGGACCCUAGUAUAGCUCUGCCCGGCCAUGGAGUCUCGCCCAGGUCUGAUGCGGCUUGGGCGGAUGUUCAACAAGCUUCCGAGCAACUAAAAUCCGAUGGCGUCAAGGACACGAUGCAGGAUGCCAGAACCGACUGGGGCGACCUGCCAGUGUACUGUGUGGACAGCCUGGAUGCUCAAGAGAUCGACGACGGUAUCUCACUGGAGCGCAUCCCGGGGUGUGAUGAUACCUUCUGGAUUCGUACCCACGUCGCCAACCCGUCUGCGUUCAUCGAUUCGAAAGACAAGAUAAUGGAAUACGCUGCAUCUCGUGUUCAGACUCUCUACACCCCCGAACGUACUUAUCCGAUGCUCCCCGAGUCACUGACCCAGGAGCACUUCAGCUUGGCCCCUAACCGCCCAACUCUCACAUUCAGCGCCAAGAUGAACCUCAAGGGCGAGGUUCUGGAAACAGACGUUUCUAACGGCACCGUCAAGAAUGUCGUAUAUAUCACACAUGACAAAUUGCGGAGCUUAUUCGAGCCUGAGACACAGGGCUCUACGGAGUCACUGGCUGUUGGGGGACAUUUUCAACCUGACCCCUCGCGCAAAGAGAUGCGAGAAAGCUUGUCUUCCGAGGACGAGCUUAAUUUCCAUACAUUGAGGAAAUUGAUGCUGGCUUUUAGAGAACAGCGUCGCAGGAAUGGAGCCAUGGAGUGGCCCUCGCCGAUCGACAUCUCAGUCUCGAUGACUGUAGGCUCGGAACCGUUGAAACCUCAUUUAAUGCCAGUCGAGAACGCGAGUUUCGUUCUGGGUGACCCUAUUAUUCGGCUGCGUCAACGCGACGUGGACCCCCACGAAGUGCCCGAUAUGUCAAAACGCGACUUGGUCUCUCUGUUGAUGAACCUGGCCUGCUGGGUCUCUGCCAGAUGGUGUGCCGAGCGUAACAUCCCGGUCAUCUAUGACGGGACAUACUAUCACCCUGAAUAUCCCCAGCUAACCAACCGCAACAUCACCAAAUUUGGUGGGAAAAGCUGGUUCGAAAUGGCCGCACCCAAGGGAACCUCCGCGUCAACUCCAGCUCGCCAUGUGCCACUAGGACUUGACCCUUAUGUGAAGUCUACUAGCCCGCUUCGACGAUACACCGACUUGUUAGCCCAUUAUCAGAUAGAAGCUGCACUGCGGUUUGAGCACGAGAACGGUCGUCGCCUAGAUGCCACGAUAGACGAGUCCGUUCUCCCCUUUUCUCGCGAAUACGUGGACAACUACAUCAUCAGUUCCCGCUGGAAGCGUAACCGUCUCAAGAACGUUGACCGGGCGUCUAAGCAAUUUUGGGGCUGCAUGUUGCUCUUCCGAGCCUUCUACUUCGCGGAGUGCGCGCUACCCAAAACAUUCAAGUGCUUGGUUCACCAGCCUUACAGCAGCAUCGCGCUUGUAGGAACGCAAUCUGGACACGGGUACGCGGGUGUGAUCACAUCCCUCGGGAUCCGCUGUCAAAUCCUGGCCCCUGAGGGGUCGCCCGAUAUAGACGUCCUCAGCGUGGUGGAGGCCGAGAUCCGCCACGUCGAUCUAUCCCGUCAGGUGGUGAUCAUGGAAGCCACGCGGGUGGUGAAGCCGUUUGAACGGGUGGGUGAAUGGCGCUGA